AUGCCUGACGAAGAGUUUUGCUCUCUCUCUCUCUCUCUCCCGAUCCGGCCCCCUUCGACCGGAGACAAUUCCCAUUUUAGGCGCUUCCAGCCGGCCCCAGAAGCCAAUCCGAAGCUCCAUGGUUCUGGCCUUCGUGGAGGGAACGUCGCCCUAGAGAACGAUACUAAACUCUUUCCAGAGUCUCGUGGUGGGUGUGUGUCGAGCCAACAAAAAACUCUUUUACCUCCAAUUCUGUCCGCGCCUCCAUCUGCAGUCUGUCUGGAGGAGGACACUGCCUCGGUGAAUUAA
Molecule: messenger RNA, 288 nt
Organism: Penicillium brasilianum
Lineage: Eukaryota; Fungi; Ascomycota; Eurotiomycetes; Eurotiales; Aspergillaceae
Source: the annotation of a GenBank genome assembly